Molecule: messenger RNA, 3933 nt
Organism: Amphibalanus amphitrite
Lineage: Eukaryota; Metazoa; Arthropoda; Thecostraca; Balanomorpha; Balanidae
Product: symplekin-like
Exons: 16
Coding region: 124-3549 (1141 amino acids)
Cellular component (GO): mRNA cleavage and polyadenylation specificity factor complex
Source: RefSeq, a predicted model, not a curated record
AUCUACGGAUUUUUGGCAGUCUUGGCAGUAGUUUUUGGAAUUAUUAGGUUAGGAAUGAGAAUGAUUGAGGAAGAUAAAUAGUUCAAGACUCUUUGUUUGCUGUUCUGAAGUGGUGAGAGCGAAAUGGCUGCAAUGGAAGUCGGCAAUGAUGUCCAGGAGCAGUGUGUGGAGCUGCUCAACGAAGCCGCCCUGCUCACGGACGACGUCAAAAAGGUGGCCAACCUGAAGAAGGUGCAGGAGCUCAUCAUCCACCAGGACCCGGCGCUGCUGGACAACUUCCUGGACGAGGUGGUGGCCUUCCAGUCGGACACCAACGCCGAGGUGCGCCGCGCAGUGCUCGGCUUUAUCGAGGAGGCGUGCCGCAAAGACCACGAGAUGGUGCCCAAGGUGGUGGCCAACCUGAGCCUGCUGCUGCAGGACAGCUUCUCGGUGGCCGUGGUGAAGCGGACCAUCCAGGCGAUCGGCAACAUCUACAAGAUCACGCUGCAGUGGCUGAGCCAGGCGCGCUCCGUCACCGACCUCAUGGACUCGGCCUGGAGCAUGCUCGGACAGAUGAAGCGACAGAUCAUCAGCUACGUGGACCACGACAACGACGGCGUGCGCACGAUGGCCGUCAAGUUCAUGGAGAUGGUGGUUCUUCUCCAGACCUACUCGGAGCCAGGCAGCCUGAAGCGCCAGGAGUUCUGUCUGGACGGGGUGCCGAUGACGCUGAAGAUCGCCCGGCCGAGGAAGCUGGAGGAGGAGGCCCGCACCGUGUUCGCCGAGAUGAUCAAGUUCCAUGGCUCGCCGCACAUCAGCAGCGUGAACCUGAUGGCGUGUAUGGGCUCUCUGACGCUGAUCGCUCGCUGUCGGCCGUCGUUUAUCGGCCAGGUGAUCUCAGCCCUCGAAUCGCUUCACGCCAAUCUUCCUCCGACGCUGUCAAAGUCACAGGUCAACUCGGUACGCAAGCACAUGAAGAUGCAGCUGCUGAACCUGCUGAAGCACCCGGCCUCGUACGACAGCCACCGCAACAUCUGCACGCUGCUGACGGACCUUGGCGCCUCUCAGAGCGAGGUGGCCCGCGCCAUGCCGCCCGCCGAGGAGCUCCGAAAGCGGCAGCGGCGCACCGAGGAGCCGCCCGGCGCCGCGGACGACGACACUCCCGGCACCAAGCGGCAGAAGUUCGUCCCAGAGGACGACGACGAUGACGACGAAGAGGUUCCCGCCGGCCGCGUCGCGUCGGGAGCCCGUCUGGCGCCCGUGGAUAAGAUGAAGCACAAGCUGAACGCGAUCGACAUCACAGAGACGUGGGCGGCGGAGCGUCUGACGCCGCAGCUGGCCGCCGACCUGGUGCUGGUCUCCAUGCAGCACCUGCCGGACGCGCCGCCGGCCCUCUUCAGUAACACGUUCACGCCCAUCUCUGCGGCUGGCACCCGGUCCCAGAUCCAGCACGUGGCGCGCCUGCUGGCCGCCCAGCUGACCAAGGCCGGCCUGGGACCGGGCGUGGAGGCGACGCGUAACCAGGGCAUCCAGAUGACCGACCACGACUGGGAGAUGGAGGACGAGGAGGAGGCUCCGGCCGGCUCCCGGCGGCCCAUCGCCACCGUCCUCUCCGGCACCGUCACCGGACGAGAGGCCAAGAAAAAGGUGGCACUACUCCCCUCCGGACAGAUGCACAAAAAACACAUGGCGAAGCCGCUGCGUCUGACGGAGAUCACCAGGCCGCUGCCCAAGGACGAGCUCGAGAAGUCCAUGACGGCGGCGCUCGACCGGCUGCUGGCCGCCGAGAAAGCCGGCCCGCGUCGGGGGACUGUUCUCCGUCCGAGCCAAACUGCUGGCCAUGAUGUCGGCCCACUUCACACCGCAGCUGUUGGACAAGAUGCUGGUUCACAUUCUGGAGGACAUGCGCGGCCGGGCCGACCUGGUGUUCAGCUGGCUGUACGAGGAGUACUGCAACUCGGUGGGCUUCAGCAACUUUGGCCAGGUGAUGCGCAGCACAGCCAACUACGAGCAGAUCUUCUGCAUGCUCAUCUCGGCGCUGAUGGUGCGGCCAGACUUCAAGGACGGAGAAAUCCUGCUGACUCGUCUGUUCCUGGAGGCGCCGGUGGUUCCCGCCUCGGCCGUGGACAUCCUGAAGGGGUUCAGCUCGGACCCGGCCACCUACCAGCUGGGCCUGCAGCUGUUUGGGCAGCUGCUGAGCGGCCGGCCCGGCCGGCAGGCCAGCUACGUGCCGGCGCUGCUGCAGCUGGCCACGGGAGCCGCCCAGGAGAUCCGCGACCGGGCGCUGGAGCUGGUGCUGCAGCUGCACCAGAGCAGCGCCACGCUGGCCACGCUGGUCGAACAGCACGCCGUGGAGCGGCUCAAGUGGCUCGGCGAGGAGACGCCGCCGGCGCAGCUGGUCACCGAUCAGCAGAGUUUCCACAUCUCACCGUCCCGGAGGGGGUGACUCGCGAGUGGACGGACGAGCUGGCCAAGCUGUGUCUGCACCUGUACCUGGCGCUACUGCCGCGACGAGAGAGCCUCAUACACGAACUGGCGCACGUGUACGUGCUGACCACGGCCGACGUGAAGCGGACCAUCCUGCGCGUGCUGGAGGCGCCCAUCCGCGGCAUGGGCAUGGAGUCGCCCGAGCUGCUCACACUGGUCGAGACGUGUCCCAAGGGCGCCGAGACGCUCAUCACGCGCGUCAUACACAUACUCACCGAUAAAACCCCUCCGUCAGUUGAACUGGUGGACCGGGUGCGGGACCUGUACCAGAAGAGGGUGUCCGACGUGCGCUUCCUAAUCCCGGUGCUGAACGGGCUGAACAAGAGCGAGGUGAUCGCCGCGCUGCCCAAAAUCAGACUCAACCCCGUCGUCGUCAAAGAGGUGUUUAACCGGCUGCUGGGCAUCCACGCGGACACGGGCAACUUCAGCUCGCCUCUGACACCCGUGGAGCUGCUGGUGGCGCUGCACAACAUCGACCCGGCCAAGUGUGACAUGAAGACAAUCAUCAAAGCGACGUCGCUGUGUUUCGCCGAGAAGCAGGUGUACACGCAGGAGGUGCUGGCCGUGGUGCUGCAGCAGCUGAUGGAACAGGACCCGCUGCCCGUGCUGCUCAUGAGAACCGUCAUCCAGUCGCUGGCCCUCUACAACCGGCUCAUCGGCCUGGUCAUGAACAUACUCACCCGGCUGGCCAGCAGACAGGUGUGGACCGAGAAGAAGGUAUGGGAGGGCUUCAUCAAGUGCUGCCAGCGCACCAAGCCGAGCAGCUACCAGGUGCUGCUGCAGCUGCCCGUUGACCCGCUGCGAGAGGUGUUUGACACGGCGCCCGAGCUGCGCGCGCAGCUGCGCGACUACGUCAACGGCUUCACGGCCUCUCAGCGGGAGCACCUGCCGGCCGACGUUUUCGAGCUCAUCACGGGCAGGAAGCCGGGCGAAGAGCCGCAGCGGGUGUCGCCGCCGCCGGCACCGGAGCCGGCCGCCGAGCCGCCGCCGCGACUGCCUCGCGCUCGGAAUCGGAAGCGCUCCAAGCGACACCCGCCCUCCUCGGGCGCCGCCGACGCGCCCAUGAAGGCGAUAGACUACUGACGGGCCGGCCGGAGCGAUCCACUCUUUCUACCGAGACGGGCGCGCGCCGGGUGCCGGGCGCAGUCAGGGCUGUGAUGGAGCCACCAGCCGGGCCACCGGCUCACACACGGGGAGUCGGUCAGAGUCGCCACGGAUAGAACUCUCAGAAUGGCCGGCGACCUCCGGCCGGAACACAGUGCAGGGGGGACGGGCGGGCGGCCGGCCGGUAUCGCCAUUCCAACGCGUCUGUCGUGUUCUACCGCGGACGUGUCUCCGCUACCACUAACUGAGGCGGCCCGGGCCGAUCGCGGCGGGCGGGCGCCGAUCGGCCCCGCAGCCGCUCACUCUAUUGGACAAACUCGCUGGUUUUGUAUGUGCUCUGUUGGUGUUGUUGACGUCAUCGGU